AUGCAGGAUAGGGGCCGAGGAGCCUAUAUACCCCGUGCCAAGCCUAAGGGUACUCAGGGGUUGGAUAGCUGUAACAUAACCGUGUCAUUGGCAGUGUUAGAUUUAAAUCUUAUAGGAGCUUUGUGUACAAUUUACGAUCUGAACCUUCAGAGCUAUACGAGACACGUAUUGAAAAGCAAUUCAAGAAUCUAUGGCGCAUUUGCUCGCCAUCCUGUUGAUUCCAAGUUCACUCCAAUCUCCUUGUUCACAUUGCUCUCCCCUGUUUCCUCACUACAUCUGAGGGUUUCUACCUUUUCCGACCUUAAUUCCUACCUUGUCAACCGAAACUCCUGUCUGCCUAUUCAAGAUUUGGAGUUCGCCAACAAGGCGAACAUCGGGGGCAUAUCAUUGGAUCUUGGGGCGCCUUUUCAGAUUAUUUCCAUGCUCUCAGGCGCUGAUUUACGGUCUAAUGGCUAUUGUGGGUCGGAUUUCUCCACGACUGCCUUCAUGACCUUCCCGAGAUUUCAGAGAGACAAAAUCAGUGCGCAAUGGAUAAAGGAUACCUUUAUCUCCAAUCCAAUAUAUCGCCGAAAAUUUCGCAUUCGGAAUUCCCAACAAAGACCUCAAUCAAGCCUACGUAAAUCAAGCUCAGCUAGGUCUCGCUUCCUCCAUCUUCUGGCGUCUAGCAAGCGGUCCACGAAACCAACUUAUAUGAGGUUCCCUCAAUCUUGGAAGCUUCGAAAAUCCCUCACAGGAAACGGAGAGAACUUUACAGCGGAUACCGGGAUUAGUUUUUUCACUGUACUCUUUGAACCUGAAGGCGUGAAUUUUCCCUCUAUCCGUGUUCACAUUCGCACGCUGAUAACCCAAAUAGUGGCUACUAUGGUGACUAACAUACUCCCUCCAAAUCGACAUCCCAAUCCGCAUCCCCAACUCCCAACUCGUUGCGCGGUCAUGCAAAACGCAUCCGUCCGCAACAUCCCCACCAACCCGAUACAGAACGUCAAUGAAAACGAUCUCCCGGCUAUCAGAGUUUACGCCACGGCAAGCGGAUGGGAAAGGCGGAGGGGAAACGGUGCAAUUGAGGGCAGUUGA
Lindgomyces ingoldianus is the source of this 1074-nucleotide messenger RNA. RefSeq lists its product as uncharacterized. The transcript has 13 exons. The record is from RefSeq and is a predicted model, not a curated record. NCBI's taxonomy places the organism in Eukaryota, Fungi, Ascomycota, Dothideomycetes, Pleosporales, Lindgomycetaceae. The coding region runs from base 1 to 1074 and encodes 357 amino acids.